Molecule: messenger RNA, 2070 nt
Organism: Cladophialophora immunda
Lineage: Eukaryota; Fungi; Ascomycota; Eurotiomycetes; Chaetothyriales; Herpotrichiellaceae
Exons: 3
Coding region: 580-1662 (360 amino acids)
Source: RefSeq, a predicted model, not a curated record
CACUGGACCGCAGCCAGUCCCCCUUGCUCCCUCGCGCACCUUUCUCCAAUGGCCCAAACCCUCCCCGACCGAACCGGUAGCACGCACUUGGCAUAGCCGAGAGCGCUGCGGGGAACCAGGGAGCUCGAGGAAUGGGCACAAUCCCAACACCCUGGACGCGAGACUACGAACGAACUGGUCCUCACACGGCAAUUGCGACGUCGAUGCCCGUGCCCGUUGGCCAGCCAGUGUGUGAGGGAUAGGGAUCCGCCCUGCAAUUUUCCACUCGAUAUUAUCCUGAAUUCAUCGCGACCGACCGGCCUCCCACCGGUGACGAGACGAGGUAACAAGGUAUAUAUUCGUGGGCUCUGCUCCCAAACACACCUCGUGGGAAAAAAGACGCAAGAAGAGAUCCGACACUUUUGUCCCCUCCCCUCCCACCAAGCGCAAGUUCCCCCGCCCCCCUUCGACGAACCGAGUCUUAGACAGUAGUGUUCUGAUCCUUUGCUGUGCACGCCAUCUCCAUUACAAAUCACCUUUCCCCCUCGAUACAACAGCCUAGUCUAUCCAAUCCCCUGAAACGCUUCGACAAACGUAAAGAUGGGUGACGCCGGUAUGCCUCGAUCGCUCCGGGAGAGCUUGGACAACACAAAGGUCAGCUAUGUCCAACUCGGCGCUUCUGGCCUGAGAGUUUCCAUCCCCAUCCUAGGCGCCAUGUCCUUUGGUCACAAAGACUGGCAACCAUGGGUCAUCGACGAUGAGGCAGAGGUGGAAAAGCUGCUCAAGGGCGCCUACGACCGAGGCCUCAACAGCUGGGACACCGCCAACGUGUAUUCGAAUGGCAAGUCAGAGCGCAUGAUCGGCCGGGUCAUCAAGAAGCACAACAUCCCCCGUCAUAAACUGGUCCUUCUCAGCAAAUGCUUCGGCACCGUCGGCGAGGAGCCUGCCGUUGUGCACAUCAAGUACCCCGAUCAGAUCAAGAAGAGCAAAGACUACGUCAACCAGGGCGGUCUGAGCCGUGCGGCCAUCUUCAAUGCCGUGGAGGCGAGCUUGGAGAGGCUGGGCACGAGCUAUCUUGACGUACUCCAGAUCCACCGCUUUGAUCGGACUGUGCCGGUCGAGGAAACCAUGAAGGCUUUGCACGACCUCGUGCAGGCGGGCAAGGUUCGAUACAUUGGUGCAAGCAGCAUGUGGGCGUACCAAUUCGCCAAGAUGCAGAACUGCGCCGACGUGCACGGGUGGACCAAGUUCGUGUCGAUGCAGAACCACUACUCGCUGUGCUACCGCGAGGAGGAGCGCGAGAUGAACCCCUACUGCCACGAGACGGGCGUGGGCCUGAUCCCCUGGGCGCCGCUGUACCGCGGCCUGCUGGCGCGGCCGCUGGGCUCCGAGGCCACGGUGCGCGAGGAGAGCAUGAAGGGCAACCCGAUGUUCGGCGGCCUGGACCCGGCGGACCGCGAGAUCAUCAAGCGCGUCAUGGAGCUGGCGGACAAGAAGGGCUGGAAGAUGUCGCACGUCGCCCUGGCCUGGAUCAUCCAGAAGGGCACCAUCCCCAUCGUCGGCUUCAGCAACCUGGCCCGCCUCGACGAGGCCGUCGCCGUCCGCGGCAAGGUCCUGACCGAGGACGAGAUGAAGUACCUCGAGGAACCCUACAAGCCCAAGCCCAUUGUUGGCCAUUCGUAAACACUCCCCCCCUGCCUCUUUCUUUUCCUGCACGAGCCGUUCUCCCCGGGAGUGAGGGAUUGAGAUUGGAGAGUAGCGUGUCCAUUGGACGAGAGAGAGUGUGUGUGUGAGAGCAGAGACCUUCUCUACGUCUGUCUCGUCAGGGGAAAAGAGUAAACAGGGCAAGAGGAACACCAAUGGUCAAACUCCGCCAGUUUUGAGGGAUGAGAUGGAUGGACCAACCAAAGACUCGAUGGGGGCCAAUGGAUGGCAGCACUCCAAAACCAGAGCAAGUAGGGCAAGUCAAGGACACAAACAACCACACAGAAACAUCUAGAAUGGAAGGUAUCAGGGUAGACAAUCAUCAAUGGCCAGAACAAAGUCUCAAUCUGAGAACUCCAUUCGAACCGAGUAUAUAUUCUUCUUCAA